This is a messenger RNA of Toxoplasma gondii ME49, 3367 nucleotides long. RefSeq names its product Fcf2 pre-rRNA processing protein. The record is from RefSeq and is a predicted model, not a curated record. The coding region runs from base 697 to 2061 and encodes 454 amino acids. The transcript has a single exon. NCBI's taxonomy places the organism in Eukaryota, Apicomplexa, Conoidasida, Eucoccidiorida, Sarcocystidae.
CGGCGGCAAGAAGAAGUGACUUGCGCACACUUUGCUGUGCAACUCGCUCAGAGUGUGCUUCUAGUUGCGGCGAUUUCACACGCGCGAUGCAUGCAUCUUCACCUUAGAAAGAUGUUUUGUGGGGCUAGAGGAAACGGCGAGUUUCUUGUUUCAUACAAACUUCUGAAUCCUGAAAAAGUGAAUCUUUCGAGGUAAAAAUCCUCCCGUCUUGAGGGACGCUUCCAGGUUUUUCUCGGAGAUUUCCGAGUUGAACCCCAGGCAAGUUUCAUGCCUCACUGAGUUGAGGCGUGCUUCUCCGUUUUCUUUUGCAUCUGGAGAAAAAAAGCGACCGCAAAAUCCGCCCUUUUUCACGCAUAAUCCUUCGGAGUUUUCCUUUUCAUCUGUUUUGUGACAUUCAAAUAGUGUUGGUGGAGCCCUCUCAAACUCGCACGUUGCUUCAACUCAAAGUAGACGGCUCGGGGGUCAUUGGGUCUUCGCUCGUCCGCAUCCGUUUCUUCCCGGUUUUCUGUUUUUUUCGUCAUUUUUUCCCCUCUUCCGCGUACUUCCCCUUCUAGCACCUGGAUCGUGUGAGAGACUCUGUCAACAGCCGCUGAUACGCACUCAUUCAAGAUCCAUUUACCUCAGUUUCUGUCCCGGACCUUUUCUCUCGCUUUCUCUCGUUUCUUCUCCUCUCUUCUCGUCUCUUCUCGGGCAGCCAUGAAGUCUGCCAUCCCGAAAGGCUCUCAAGGGAAGGGUGGAAAGAAAGGCGACGAGGCGAGCAGGAAAAGCGGAGUGCACAAGCAACUCCGUAAAGAAAGGCUUCGAGCAAUCGAGGCUGCGGCUCGUCUUCUCCCUCCGCCGCCUGAUGACGAUGCAUGCAAGACUUCCGAUCCCGCUGUGUCGACGUCUUCUCCUGUCCCUUCGGUUUGUUCUCCGUGCUCGUCCUCUUCGUCUGCCGCCGGCUGUCGUUCAGCUUCAGCUUCGUCUUUCAGGUUGGCAUCUUCUGCUGACCCCGCCUUGACGUCUCUGUCCGUCCUCGAGUGUGUGUCGCACGCGCGCUCUUCAAGUGAUGAACCUUUGUCUUCUCUCGCUCUCCCUUCGGUUUCACAAACAAGUCUCGACCACUUAGAUCCGGGCGUCGACACGCGAGAGCUCUGUUUCUCUUCCCAGCGGGUUCUGAAGAAGAGACGGGAAAGGCCGUCGGCCUCCCGGCCGUCUGGGAAGUUUGAAGAAGCCUCCGCUGUUGCCGAGGACGCUCAGGGCGCUGCUGAACACUCCGGCGGAAUGCAUGAAUUGCCUCGACUCGACCUUACUGCCGCCCCUGGACGCUUCGCGUUUCACCGAAUAGAUCUCGACGCUCGCGCGGCUGCAUCUGUCACUUUGGAUGCGAAACACCACCGGGGGAAAAAGAAGCUGCUGGGUACGGUUUCAGGUGUGCACAAGCCGCAGGGAACGCUUCUGGUUGGUCCUUCGCCGGCGCGGCAGAGUCUGCCCAGCGGCGCGGCAGACGCUGGGAGCGACAGGCCCCCGACGGAGGCGGCAGCGCUUCUUCUCCCGCCGACAGUAAAGCGCAGUGCGGAUCUCGCGACUCUGGUGGACGCGGGGAAGCUGCAGCAACAGGAACGGCUUGCAAAGCGGGACGCGGCAAAGGCGCAUCUGGCGAACUGGUACGAUAUUCCAGCUCAAGAGCUUUCCCCGGCCCUCCAUCGCGAACUGAAGGUGCUCGAGUUGCGUGGCCAUAUGGACCCGAAGAAGUUCCACAAGGAGGGGCUCAAAAUUCGGUCCGAGAGAACCGAGAGACGCAUUGGAUCUGGGGUGUAUGUACAGCACACUGCGCACCUCCACGUCUGCACCGUUAAAGACGGAUUCGGCAGUAGAGGGGGGGUCGGCGCCGGCCGCGAGAGCGAGGCUGUGGGCUGCUCGAAGCGGAGGAAAGGCAAGGGUGGUUCGCUGCUGUCAUCUCUUCUCAAGGACGCCAGCGUGGAGACGUGGACACGGAAGAAAGUUCGCGACCUGGGGUCGGCGACGUUCCACGCGAAAGGAAGGAAGAAUUCAUGGAAGAUGCUCAAAAAGCGUAGGUAAGACUCGCGGCGUACGAAGCCGCGGGAGGCGCAUUAGGGGCUCAAACAUGCACAGGCCGCUAGAGAGCUGCUUUUCGUCUGGGAGUCUGUGUUCUUCCUUCUGUGCCAAAAUGCGAUUGCUUACGGCUAGUUUCAGAACAUCAAGUGUUUUUUUAGCGCGGUGGAACAAGAUACACAAUGACGAGGGCACAGAAAUCACCGCUCGACUGUAGGUGGAUGCGAAAGUCCGAUGCCGUUUGCUUUGUCUCUGAGACAUACGACUUGAGCCUUGAAACGAAUUCCUUUGAAAGGGUUUCCUCCCCUUUCUGCGACGGCGCCGUUACACCCCAGAGAGGCAGUGCUACGCGAACAAACGGGGUGAUCCCUUGCUGCCGUUGCGCAAGGGGGUGUAUUCGGUGAAAUGGCGGCGCCGCUUCUUCAGAGAUUCCGCUGCAGACAACCAAACUUUGAGAUUUGAAGAAGGGCACUCGAAAGACCCCUUUUGCUCACGGACUAUCUCCGAGACGCCAGUUCGAUGAUAAAACGAGGGACAGGAAAAAGCCUAGUCUCAGCUGCUUUAGUUGCAGCAUGGUCUCUUGACGGUGCGCAGUUUUCUCCGUUGUCCAAGUGUACGCAUCGUUAGCUAGUUACGCGCACGACACUCGACUCAGCAAGAAAGUAAUCUGAACAUGAGAUUGCAUUCCAACCCACGCAGCGUCCUUUCUUGUCGCAGCAUUCUGACUGUGUAGACCACUGCUUUGGUCAAAAACAGCUUCGCGGCAAAGUCGGCUCAUACACGGAUUGCCAUGAAGACCCACGCGUUUUCUGUGCUGCAUAGAUCGCAUCUCGCCUGGCCACCAUCCUGGUAAACGGAGACACAGACUGUUUAUCGAACAAGUCCCACGCAGGGUUAUCUGAGCCCACUUUCGGAGGCGUCUGUCCGGACAUCUGCUGCGAACAGAUCACGUUAGUGUUAGAGAGGGGUGCUAUAUUGCCACUGAACGAGACUCUUCGAUCUGCUACGUGGCCGCAGAACGAAUAUAAUCUUCCAGUCACUGAAAACGAAAGGACGUACAUGCCCGUCGCGUGACUUUGGAGCUCCCGUUGACUUUCGUCAUCGCGUUAGUAUGACUCGAAUCAUUUUAAGGACCCUCCACGAACACAGACGAUUCUUAGCUGUCUCUGGCGUUCAGAGUGAAACACAGUCCUGGUGGACAGAGUGUCGCAGAAACAUGCGUAGAACUGACUUCGUGCAAACCAGCAACAAGGUGUGUUGUUAUGGAUCACGUGCACGGUAACAGCAGAUAAUCGCAACGUGUCCUGCUCCC